This is a messenger RNA of Carassius gibelio (silver crucian carp), 3194 nucleotides long. RefSeq names its product adenosine monophosphate deaminase 3a (gene ampd3a). Gene Ontology annotation, molecular function: AMP deaminase activity. Lineage: Eukaryota; Metazoa; Chordata; Actinopteri; Cypriniformes; Cyprinidae. The transcript has 15 exons. Gene Ontology annotation, biological process: IMP salvage; AMP metabolic process. The record is from RefSeq and is a predicted model, not a curated record. The coding region runs from base 366 to 2663 and encodes 765 amino acids. Gene Ontology annotation, cellular component: cytosol.
AUUUUAAGGGGUAGUGAGGGAGUAAAUCCCAAAGAGUUGAGAAACCCGCGUUUGUAUGUAUGCAUGAGAUGGGCUGGGAGGAUUAAGCAAGGUCCUGUUUGUGAGCGGUUCUCUGAAGGCUUCGGGGUCACUUUUUGUUGACAGGCGUUUGUGACAUUUAAAGGAUUAGUAGCUCUGUGGAUGUGAGGCUUUCAACCUCUUAAAAUAGAGAUAGAGAGAGAGAGGCACUCAAGAAAACAAAACGGUAGUCAGACAACAGCAGUUUCUCAGAGUGUGACUGGACAAGGCCACCAAACACAUGCACAUGCAAACAUAUACCCAGUAAAACCUUCGAAGUGUGAACGCUAAGAACAGCCGAAGCCAAGAUGGCGGUGACGGGGGCUGAAGACAUGCCACGGCAGUUCCCAAAGAUUGCUCUGAGUGAUGUGGAUGAGGAAGUUCGUCUGCUGGCAGAGAAAGUGUAUGCCUCAGCACUGAAGGAAGAGGACACAAAAGAUGCCCUCUCCAUGUACACUGUCCCAGAGGACUGUCCAAUAGGCUUGCAGGAAGCCAGACAGAGGGAGCUACUCAGAGAGCUGGCUGAGCAACAGUCAGAGGAAAGAGCCAAACGGAAGAAGAGUUUUAAGAUGAUUCGAUCCCAAUCUAUGUCGCUGCAAAUCCCUUUAAUUACGGAGAAUGUCAUGGGGGUGGUGACGCCCCUUAUUUCCCCUUCCUCUACCUGUUCCUCCAUCUCACAAAAUUUCCCAGAGUAUCAAAGAGUCACCAUAAGUGGAGACUACUGUGCUGGGAUAACAGUUGAGGACUAUGAGCAGGCAGCUAGAAGUCUGCUAAAAGCUCUUUUUAUUCGAGAAAAAUACUCAAAACUGGCAUAUCACAGAUUCCCAUGGACCACUGCAAAGUUUCUACGUAAUGCAGCAAAUGAAAUGUGGACAGAAGAAUAUGAAAUCCUUCCAGAUAUCUGUCCCUGCCCUGGUGAAGGACAGGACCCUUACAGUAUGGAGAAUAUUCCAGACAACCUCAAUUAUCAGAUGAAGAUGAAGGAUGGCAUUAUUUAUGUAUAUGAAAACACUGAAGCUCUGAGUAUGAACAAACCACGCUGUCUGCCUUAUCCAGACCUAGAAACAUUUGCCAUUGACAUGAGUCAUGUGCUCGCCAUGAUUGCUGAUGGGCCUACUAAGACCUACUGUCAUAGACGACUAAAUUUCCUUGGGUCAAAGUUUUACCUACAUGAAAUGCUCAACGAAAUGGCGGAACUAAAAGAACUCAAGGGUGUUCCUCAUAGAGAUUUCUACAAUGUCAGAAAGGUAGACACACAUAUCCAUGCAGCAGCAUGUAUGAACCAAAAACACCUGCUUGAUUUCAUUCAAACAACCUAUAAAACCGAUGCAGAGAGAGUCGUCCUGGAGAAGGCAGGGGUUAAACUCACUCUCCAACAGGUGUUCAACAACCUGAAUAUGGACCCUUAUGACCUUACUGUAGACUCCUUAGAUGUUCAUGCUGGCAGACAAACCUUCCAUCGCUUUGACAAAUUCAACUCCAAGUACAAUCCAGUAGGAGCAAAUGAGCUACGGGAAAUCUACUUGAAGACUGACAAUUACAUUGAAGGGGAGUAUUUUGCCCGCUUGAUCAAGGAAGUAGCACAUGACCUAGAGGAGAGUAAGUAUCAGCAUGCCGAACCACGACUGUCCAUCUAUGGACGUUGCCCCGAGGAGUGGGAAAGUCUCUCCCAUUGGUUUAUUCAGCACAAAGUGUACUCUCCAAACAUGCGCUGGAUUAUUCAGGUGCCCAGAAUAUAUGACAUUUUCAAGUCACGUAAGUUGAUUCCUAAUUUUGCCAAGAUGCUUGAGAACAUUUUCCUUCCUCUGUUUGAGGCUACAGUGAAUCCUCAGAAGCACAAAGAGCUCCAUGUAUUUCUGAAAUAUGUGACUGGAUUUGACAGUGUGGAUGACGAAUCCAAACAUAGCGAUCACAUGUUCUCUUAUAAGAGCCCCAAGCCUGAGCAAUGGACAACAGAUGACAACCCUCCCUACAGCUACUACCUCUUCCACAUGUAUGCCAACAUCAUGGUGCUCAACAACCUCAGGAAAGAACGUGGUCUUAGUACCUUCCAGUUCCGUCCACACUGUGGAGAAGCUGGUUCUAUCACACACUUGGUUUCAGCUUUCCUCACUGCGGACAACAUCUCGCAUGGCUUAAACCUGAAAAAGAGUCCAGUGCUGCAGUACCUUUAUUAUCUUGCCCAAGUGCCCAUUGCCAUGUCCCCACUGAGUAACAACAGUCUGUUCCUGGAAUACUCCAAGAACCCACUGCGAGAGUUUCUACACAAAGGCCUGUGUGUGUCGCUCUCCACUGAUGAUCCCAUGCAGUUCCACUACACCAAGGAGGCUUUAAUGGAAGAGUAUGCUAUUGCAGCCCAACUGUGGAAGCUGAGCACAUGUGACGUGUGUGAGAUCGCAAGGAACAGCGUCCUGCAGAGUGGCCUUUCCCAUGAAGAGAAGAAGCAUUUCCUUGGGGUCAAUUACCUGAGAGAUGGACCAGAGGGGAAUGACAUUCGGCGAACAAAUGUAGCCCAGAUCCGCAUGGCCUACAGAUACGAGACACUGUGUAAUGAACUCAGCUUCCUCGUAGAUGCUGUAAAGUCAGAGGUCGUUGGGUCACAGUAGCUGUCCCAUGCAACUCUGCUAAGCCCUCUGUGCCCAUAUAUGCAUGAUUGCUAUUUUUAUAUACAGUAGGAAUGGAUGCACAGGGACCCAAAUGUUAUGUAGUUUUUAUCUAGUCUCUCUAUGCUUCUCAGAUUUCUAAUACCCAGCCUUCUCAUAAACACUGUUGUCUGCCUAUGCAAUGACUUGAAAUGGGCGUUUCAAAAAGGGUUUGGCAUGCUUGACAUUACAUUACAUGGGCAGUGUCUCCCUCCUGUGGAACUGUAUCCUCAAAACAUUUGUGUGCAGCAGAAAUAGGCAGACACAGAGAUAAAUGUCUGGAACAUUCCGCCGUUGCUCUGCUGAACAUACAAAGAAGAACUCCUGCAGGAUUAGCUUAGGUGUGUAUAACAGAGUCAAAAUUUUGGUUUAGGGUCGGAGCUGUGGUUUGUCAGGUAGAGCAUCAUUUGUCAUAAUUUCCUGUCCAUUCUCCACUGUCCUUUCAGUGAUAGAAAAACUUUAAUAAACAGAACAAGGGAUUCUGAAAACAUCGAA